CUGGAGAAAUGGUCCGUUCCUUCGUUGGUGGUUUGGAACUUGUUGUCAAUUUACUGAAAUCCGAAAACAAAGAAGUAUUGGCGAGUGUUUGUGCUGCUAUUACCAAUAUUGCCAAAGAUCAAGAAAAUUUAGCUGUUAUUACAGAUCAUGGAGUUGUCCCUUUGUUGUCUAAACUAGCAAAUACGAAUAACGAUAAGCUGAGGCGUCACCUGGCAGAAGCUAUCUCACGUUGCUGCAUGUGGGGCAGGAACAGAGUGGCCUUUGGCGAGCACAAAGCGGUGGCUCCACUCGUGCGGUACCUGAAGUCAGAGGACACCAGCGUGCACCGAGCCACGGCCCAGGCCCUGUACCAGCUUUCCGAGGACGCCGAUAACUGCAUCACCAUGCACGAGAACGGCGCUGUCAAGCUGCUCCUGGACAUGGUUGGGUCUCCCGACCAGGACCUCCAGGAAGCCGCGGCCGGCUGCAUCUCCAACAUCCGCAGGCUGGCGCUGGCUACUGAGAAGGCAAGAUACGUUUGAGAAGGAUGCCUUUGGAAUCUGAGCAGACGGGACAAGCAACCGAACACAUUUCACUCGACACGGAACACAUCCCUCCCCUGACCCACGAGCCUGUGCUGGGAAAACCCUCCCAGUACUGACCAGUGUCUAAGUGCAGGCCCACGAGUGGCAAAUGCAAUAGCUGUUUCUCCUCCAUGGACUGCAUUUCGGA
Messenger RNA from Echinops telfairi (small Madagascar hedgehog), 711 nucleotides. RefSeq names its product outer dynein arm-docking complex subunit 2-like. The transcript is spliced from 3 exons. Bases 9 to 521 code for a protein of 170 amino acids. NCBI's taxonomy places the organism in Eukaryota, Metazoa, Chordata, Mammalia, Afrosoricida, Tenrecidae. The record is from RefSeq and is a predicted model, not a curated record. Gene Ontology annotation, molecular function: protein binding.